Messenger RNA from Drosophila takahashii, 4577 nucleotides. RefSeq names its product Mitogen-activated protein kinase kinase kinase 13 wallenda (gene wnd). Gene Ontology annotation, cellular component: cytoplasm. Gene Ontology annotation, molecular function: ATP binding; MAP kinase kinase kinase activity. The record is from RefSeq and is a predicted model, not a curated record. NCBI's taxonomy places the organism in Eukaryota, Metazoa, Arthropoda, Insecta, Diptera, Drosophilidae. Gene Ontology annotation, biological process: protein autophosphorylation; signal transduction.
CGAAAAUCAAUCGUUUCCAACGGUCGCUCUUUGCGCGUGAAAUUCGCGAGCCUGCCUUAAAUUACGCGCGUGUAUUUGUGUGUCAACAACAAAAACAAGACUGCUUAUCGCCAAAUCAGUUUGCAGUCGCUGUCUGUGUGUUGGUGUGACGCAGUUGUGCGAAAUACGUGAAAUUAUUACACUUUUUUCCACCAACCAAUAAUCGACACUCUUGAAAAACCGCCAACGAAAGUGUUACGCGCUUCGUUUGUCUCUUUUUUCUUGUAAUUAACAACAAAAAACCACACCAACUUACCUUGACGUCAUUUUUUUUAUUAAUAUACAUCGGACGACAAAAAGCGCUUGUUGUUGCUUUUUUUAUUGGUGGCUGCUGGUGCUUGGCACGAACUUUUAAUCAAAAGUUAGCCAACUUUUGUUGUUGGCCCAGUGCGUAAACAAAAAAAAUAAAACUGUUGGCCGAAAAGCGAGCGUAAAAAUUUGCAUUAAUGCAGUCGCGGCGUCGCAUGAAUGAAUGAAAUUCUUAGUGCGCGACCACAAAUUACGAAAGCAAACAAAAUAAAAAAACAGAAUAUAAAGACAAACAAACCAUGGUCUACACAAUUCCGUUUUUUAGCCACAACGAGCCACCCGACAUGAUCAUCACCAAAGAAAAAAGCAUUGCUUGCCUGCAAGAUGAGUUCGGUCACCUAGGCAUGGCCGCCACAGACCUGCCCUUUAAGUCCCCCGAUCUGGACUCUCCGCCCCGGCUACAGCAUCAGAACAACUAUGCUGAGAUCACGGACAGCAGUGCGGAAAACACGUGCCAACAGCGCUGGCCACCUCACGUGGGAGGAGCGGCGGCGGCCUUUGGGCAUCCAGAUAAGCCGAUCGGCUGGAUGUACGGACUACUCGGGUGCAUGAAGCCCGUGCUUUCGUUUAUCGGGAAGACAGGAGUGAUCGAGGUUAAGAGUCAGCGGAGCGAAGACUGGCAGAUUCCAUUUGAGUCUAUUACUGAUUUGGAAUGGCUUGGGAGCGGAGCUCAGGGAGCCGUCUUUAGUGGCAAGCUAAAAAACGAGAUUGUGGCUGUCAAGAAGGUGAAGGAACUUAAAGAAACAGACAUCAAGCAUCUAAGGAAGCUUGAUCAUGAGAACAUUAUUAAGUUCAAAGGAGUUUGUACGCAAUCGCCGGUGUUCUGCAUCAUCAUGGAGUUCUGUCCAUAUGGACCACUGCAGAAUAUAUUGAAGGAGGAGCAAGUCAUGUUACCGUCCCGCUUGGUUUCUUGGUCCAAGCAAAUCGCUCUGGGCAUGCAGUAUCUGCAUUCUCACAAGAUCAUACACAGAGAUCUAAAAAGUCCCAACAUACUGAUUAGUACAAAUGAAGUGGUGAAGAUCAGCGACUUUGGAACGAGCCGCGAGUGGAACGAAAUCAGCACCAAGAUGAGUUUCGCCGGAACAGUGGCCUGGAUGGCACCAGAGGUCAUUCGCAACGAACCCUGCUCUGAGAAGGUGGAUAUUUGGUCUUAUGGCGUCGUGCUCUGGGAGAUGCUUACCUGCGAGAUACCCUACAAGGAUGUCGACUCGUCUGCUAUUAUCUGGGGUGUGGGUAACAACUCCCUCAAGUUGUUGGUUCCGAGCACCUGUCCGGAGGGAUUCAAGCUGCUCGUCAAACUCUGUUGGAAAAGCAAGCCUCGCAACCGCCCUUCAUUCCGGCAGAUUCUUUCGCAUUUGGAUAUCGCGGGCCCCGAACUCCUACGAAAAACAGAAAAGCAGUAUUUUGAGACCCAAAAGUCGUGGAAAGAAGAGGUCCGAUCGCAUCUAAAGGAGAUUACCCAAAAUGGCACUAGUAUACACAAGUACGAGCAAGAUCUGAUUAAGCGGCGCACGGCUGAGUGGCGACAUGCCCAGGAUAUCCGAAUGGUGUACGAGGAUAAGCUGCAGAAGACAAACCAACUGUUCUUCGAGCUCAGCGAGUGUAUGUCCCAGUUGCAGGAGAAGGAGAAGGAAAUCGCAGAACGUGAACGGAAGCUACCUGGCAGUGGCUACAAACCGACGCGACGUUUGGGGAAUACACUCAGAAAAAUGCAGCACUAUAGACGACGACUGAACGCUCCACCAGCGGCCACUCAACAACAAUCAACGACGCCAGAUCCAGAGACUACGCCGGAGUCUCCUGUGAAGUGUAUGCUAUAUGCUCAAUUGGAUAGCAAUUGCCAGCCCAAAUCGUACCUGGCUAACAUUAUCCCAGGCAGUGGCAUAGGCGGCACAAUGCCCAACAAAAACAAGAAGAACUUCCGUCAUCGCCGCAACGGUUCUGGAUCCUUUGGCGCCCCACCCAAAUACAGUCCGACGCGAGAUCGUCGCUACCAGAGCGAGCCGGAGAACCGAAAGGUUCAGCUUGUGGAGCGGCAAACACAAACGGAUGCCAUGGAUGUCAGCGAAACGGAUAUAAGUCCUUCCGCAGAGGCUCCUCGAUCUCAGCCCAUCGACGUGCCAGCUCCGAACCAUCGCCAACUGCCACUACAGCUACAAAGGGUACAGAAAAUUGCUCAGGCGCAGGCGAGGGCUCGGAGCGGAAGCACAUCUUCCGCUGCUGGCGCCCUAAACCCCGCCUGUCCCUCGAACGGCAACUCUCUGAGCACCAGCGAGUUGACCUAUCAGGAUGCCUGCUCGAGUCCUGAUCAACUCAUCGACGAUGUAAUGAAUAGCAACGAGCGUUUGGAUAUGACCGAGUGCUGCAGUGACAACGAAAACCUGGAGCGUCUGGGCCGAAAAGUCAUCGAAUUCAUCAAUGAGAACCGCCUGUCCAUUCAGUCGAACACAAACUCCAACAGCAACACGGAGAAUGGAAACGGAGGAGUCUCGCCGCUGGAACUGAGGGAGAGCGGUAACAGUCCAUGCCUGAGUCGGUGCAGCAGCACGCACAGCAAACGACGGAAACAACCACUGGGGGACAACCCAAACGGCAGUUCGAUAAGCAAUGCUAACGGAGAGUCCCACGAGCAAGACAGCUGGUCGGAUGAGGAGGGUGAAACCACGGACUACAAGUACGCCCUGAGGAGAAGGAGCUUUGGCCGCCUGCCCAUUGCUCGUGGCAUGCGACCCCGCCGCAGCUACAAGGCUCCACUGUCCCAGAAGAUAGCCAUCCACAAGCGCAAUGUGGUCAUAGUCUCCGACGAGGAGGAGAACACCUCGGAGUACAGUCACUCGCCCUCCAGUCAACACUCGACGUUAGAGAGCAACACGGACAUUGCGGACAUGAAGAAAACUCAGGCCACAUCCACCUCAGCCAACAGCUACAGCGAACCCGACGACGAUUCGAGUGAUUCGAGCGAUGAGGAGCAGGGAAACAGGGUCGCGAGAGCCAACGCUGAGGGCCAGGCAUUGUCUAUGGGCGCCGUGCGCAGCAGCGAUAUUAUAUCCAUACCGACUUUUGAGGCUGAUGGCGCCGUCAAUAUGGUCUAACCUAGUACGAUUUCUAGCCUAAGUAAGAACUCCUAAACAAAACCCGAAACUAGAGUUGUCCACGUUACGCAGCAAAAACUAUCUCUUAUAUAUACUCAACGAGAAAUCGGCCCAAAUUGUAUGGUAUUAUCUAUGUUCAUGUCCAGAUCUGUAACUCCUCUUAUUUAUAUGUACCCGUGUGAGUGGAAGACCGUCUCCAAGCGUUGACCGUUUCGGAGGAUUCCAUUUCAAAAACAUUAAGACCUUUUGGGUUAGGGGCAAUCUUUAUUCGUGUCGUACUCGUAUCAAAUGCAUUUCCUAUUUUGCUGAAUAUAAUUUUGCAUUAGACUUAGUUAAUAUAACCAUUAUUCUUGUCCUUAGCGAGCUGCCUUUGUAAUAUACUUAAAAAUGUCCUAAUUGUAUAUUUAGUUUAAGUCAUUAGGUAUAAUUUUUGUUCGAUCGUAAGAGCUUAAACCGCAACACAAAAGAAAACCCAACAAACGCUCCCACAAAAACCGAACUACAAAGCAACAAAAUAAUAGAAUUGGCCUCAGGCAUUAUAUAGUAAUGAAAGGGAAGAGGAAAAAAUAGUCAGGGAUAUUUUUUAUAUAAGAAAAUUUGCUUAGAACUUAAUAGGAAAGUGUUUUUAAGAAGCGCAUUGUACGUAUAAUUUGGUAGACGCAUCGAAUGAAUGUUUCCCAAUUAUGCCGGGAACUAGGAAUUUGAUGGACCGAAACAUCUUACUUUCUAUAUGCACAAAAUUCCAAGCUUCAGUGCCUUAAUGCAAACACAAAGAAUAGGAGAUAUGUUUUGGAGAAACUAAACAAUAUAAACUCGUAGAUCUAACCGCGGCUAUGAAGUAGCCAUGAGCGCUUUCUAGACCUUAUAGACAACUUAUGCAGCAGAGAACUAUAUAUUUGGUCAAAUACGUUUCGCCCUUCUGGAAAUCGUUCAUCAGCUGCAAAACGAAUUAUUAUACACACUCAAUAUAUAUACAUUCUAUAUAUUUACACGCUAGUUGGAUGUUUAGCUUCGUAAGAUGUGUCGUUUCUUAAUGUGCGACUUUUCUCUACAUUAUGUAAAUGUACUCCAUAUUAAGAUUAAUUUUAACGACUCAUACGAAAUAGAAAUAAAAUGAAAAUAUGUAAGAACGCUAAA